This is a messenger RNA of Parastagonospora nodorum SN15, 543 nucleotides long. RefSeq lists its product as hypothetical. The transcript has 2 exons. Bases 1 to 543 code for a protein of 180 amino acids. Gene Ontology annotation, cellular component: NuA4 histone acetyltransferase complex. Lineage: Eukaryota; Fungi; Ascomycota; Dothideomycetes; Pleosporales; Phaeosphaeriaceae. The record is from RefSeq and is a predicted model, not a curated record.
AUGACCGAAAAUGCGCCUCCCAGCAGCUCCAAAGACGCCGCAGCCGAUACCUCGCGCGGCAUGCCCUACUACGAGCGAUUGCGACGCGACUUACGCGAAUCCUUGCAGAAGAAGAGGGCUAUCGACAACAACUUGCUCCGUCUCGAAGAAGAGAUCCUCAAAGCAGAAACCACAUACCUCGAAGAGACCAGCACCGGCAACAUCAUCAAAGGCUUCGACAACUAUAUCAAGGGCACAACCACAACUGCGGCAGCAGGCGGCGCCGGCACUGCGACACGGCGCAAAGCUCCUAUCAGCGAUGCGGACAGAAUAUUCAGUCGUAGUUCGACGAGCUUCCUGAGAGAGUCGUCCACUCCAGGUUCCGCUCAGACUCCUUCGUCACAUGCCCCCACCCCAACCUCGUCCUUUCCUACGCGCGAAUCGAGCCAACCUACGAACGGCAUGAGAGGAGGUGGAGGGAGCAAGAAGAAGAAGGUAGGAGAGGAUGAUGAUGAAGACGGGAAAUCGAUCAAGCGGCAGAAGAUCUCCUAUGGACGAGACUGA